This is a messenger RNA of Armigeres subalbatus, 3029 nucleotides long. It is a transcript of the gene Ent3, whose product is annotated as equilibrative nucleoside transporter 4. Bases 499 to 2469 code for a protein of 656 amino acids. The transcript is spliced from 7 exons. The record is from RefSeq and is a predicted model, not a curated record. Gene Ontology annotation, cellular component: plasma membrane. Gene Ontology annotation, molecular function: nucleoside transmembrane transporter activity; monoamine transmembrane transporter activity. Lineage: Eukaryota; Metazoa; Arthropoda; Insecta; Diptera; Culicidae. Gene Ontology annotation, biological process: nucleoside transmembrane transport.
AAAAUUGUUUGUAUUUUCAAUUUUCUCCCCCUCAGCUGGCCUGGUGAGCGCGGAAAAUCGGAGAUUUCAACAUGCGCAUAGGGGCACUUUUUAUGUCAUAUUUUUCUGCACUACCGUUUCAACAUCGAGUGGACACAUCGGAACGAUUAUAAGAGUGAAUAUUUCAGUUUUGUGCUACAUUCAGCGGAUUGAACCGGAUAGAGUUAUAAAACUACAGAAUCGCUUAAUUGAUCCGCGAAAAUGUGGACUUCACGAGUGGGCACGUUUUCUCGUAGUCUAAGGAAAACCUUGUUCAAUAAAGCAGAGGAGGGCACAUCGGGCAGACUAGAUGGAGCAAGAUGCUACUGAAUAUCGAUUUUGUGCAGAACAGAAAAUUAACUCAAAUGUAUUUGCCCUAAGCUGUGCUGUGUAGGGCCAACGAUUUGGGUGAUAUCAGAUAUAAGUGAAAGUGUAGUGUGGGAGUGUCGUUUUCAAAUUUAUUUUAAUUGAACGAAGAAAAUGAUGGAGGCCACUGAAAACGGAGGUAAUACGUCAUAUGAGCCCCUGGAAGGACGCAGGGCUUUCGACACAUCUGAUAGCCCGGAGAUGGAAGGAGGUGGACCCCCAAAGGAUAGGAAAAAGCUGGUAUUUUUUGCACUGAUGACGGCCGGUGUGGGCUUCGUACUACCGUAUAACAGUUUCAUUAUAGCCGCUGACUAUUGGCAGUCUCGAUUUCCGGGACAAUCGGUCGCGUUGGACAUGUCGAUGACGUACAUAAUUGUUGCACUGGGAGCAGUUCUACUCAAUAAUGUAUUCCUAUCGCUGGCACCGUUCCGCGUACGAGUUGCUUUUGGAUACGCGGUAUCGUUCACCACACUGGUUUUCGUAGCACUUUGUGAAGUAGCGUGGCAUAUGUUUACUGCCAAAACGGCAUACUCGGUCAAUUUGGCUGCCGUUUCUUUGGUGGCAAUGGGAUGCACAAUUCAACAGUCUAGCUUUUAUGGGUUUGCCAGCAUGCUGCCGAAACAGUAUACUCAAGCAGUGAUGGCCGGAGAAAGCAUUGCUGGCUUUUUGGUAUCUUCCAAUCGAGUUGUUACUAAACUUCUUAUCAAAAGCGAUCGAGCAUCAACAGCUAUAUUUUUCUUGACGUCCACGGUUUACAUAGCGUUCAGCUAUGUGCUACAUUCUAUCACUAGUCAUUCACCUUUCGUACGAUAUCAUAUGAAAGCUUGUGCUAAAAUUGUGCUUCGACCUGAUGAUGAUCAUACGAUGAGUGAUACCAUAGAGAAUGAAUUAUCCAAUGCCCGGUACGGUGUCCUAGCUUUGGAAUCCAGUCCACCAGUUCAUAUAGCUCCCGGUACGACAACUCUUAGUUUUAGCAAUCCUGUUUAUGAGUUGUCCAACCCAAGUGGAGCAGAAAAUGUACUGGAGACAAACAUAACUAAUCUAACGUCUACCACAACUAGUGUAGCAUCCAAUAAUAACGCUACUCAUCGCACAGUUACAUCACCGACAUCGGCCACAGCUCCGCACGAUGUGCCGAAUGUUGCAUUCAAAGUAGAGCAUGUGAUGACUCCUGAUAUUUGUACUGCUGGCCGAUUUGGAAGUUUCAGAAGUGGAUUAGAAUCGCGAUGGAAGGUUGCCCAUGCAAUCUACCCUUACAUGGCUUGCAUAGCACUGGCUUACUGUGUAACCCUCUCCCUCUAUCCUGGGAUAGAGUCAGAAAUAAUUUCAUGUAAUCUUGGAACAUGGAUGCCAGUACUGCUAAUGUUCACUUUCAAUACGUCUGAUGUAGUGGGCAAACUGCUGGCAGCAGUACCAUACAGCUGGUCACGGAGGCAACUUAUUCUGAUGUCCGGGUUGCGAGCAUUGCUUGUACCACUCAUAUUGCUGUGCUGUUCUCCUCGUGAUCAACCUGUGAUUGCAGGAGAAGCAUCCGCGUUCAUCUUUACUGCCGCACUAGGAGUCACAAACGGAUUGGCUGGGAGUUUGCCUAUGAUGCUCGCUCCAGAUAAAGUAUCGGCCACGUUACGUGAAGUAACUGGCAACAUGAUGACUCUCUCCUACAAUUUAGGGCUAACGGCCGGAUCGUUGGUAGGAUACGUGUUUGAAUCCAUGCUGGGUCCUCAACUUCCAAAUCCUUGUCCACAAUAUCCUUUCGUGCCACCCAAGCCCAAUCAACCACCUUUCAAUAACCUGAGCAUCAGCAGUACGACCAGUACCACAACGCUAGCAACGGCUAUUAUCACCACACUAUCUUCAGCAAUAAUGCAGUCUAGCACAACAUCUAUCAAUCCGGAGACAACUUCCAGCAUAUCACAUAUCGUGACGUCAACGGUGUCGCCACCAACCACAGUAUUAAAUCAGUUGCCAACCAGCGUUGAAACGGACACUAGCAGCCCAUUCGACGCCAGCAAUUUAGUGACAAUAGCUGCGACCGUAGUGUACAAUGCGACACAGUCGAUUCUCGAAACAUCCACCGUACACUAGAUGAUGCAAAAUUACUCAGAGCUUUCGGAAAACGACGAAUGCUUUGUUCUGAUAUUAAAAGACAAAAAGAUCCUAGAAGAGCUUUAAUCAAUUAAAUUUGUAAUUAUUUUUCAGACUAUUUGUCAAGGUUUCUAGCACGACAAAUAUCAAACUAUGUACGCCAGAAAAAAAUAGUGCUGAAAUCGCAAUAUCAUCGUCCCAAUGAUAAAUCACACAUUUCUGCUAUCUACCGAUGUGCCACACAAGAAGGCUGGUACAUUGUUAUAAUUUCCUGUAAUAUAGUACACUUAACUAUGUAUAAAGGGUAAUGUGAAUGUCUGUAUGAAGUAUGAAGGCGCGAUGACUACUGUAGAGGCGUUUAGUAUAAGUGUUGUAUACUGGAAGGACUUUGUGAUCAAAGAGUCUGGAGACAUUUUAGGUAGAUCCUGAAUCAAUUGACCCAUAAAAAUGUUAAGAACAUAUUUAUAUGGCAGCAUGUCAUACCAAUCGGGCUCAAUAUUGCGGUUAGUUUACGCUCUAGACACUAGGAAGGACAAACUAAUAAACAAAUAGCAUAUUUU